Triticum dicoccoides is the source of this 552-nucleotide messenger RNA. RefSeq names its product bidirectional sugar transporter SWEET6b-like. Gene Ontology annotation, biological process: carbohydrate transport. The record is from RefSeq and is a predicted model, not a curated record. The transcript has 3 exons. Gene Ontology annotation, cellular component: membrane. NCBI's taxonomy places the organism in Eukaryota, Viridiplantae, Streptophyta, Magnoliopsida, Poales, Poaceae. The annotation marks the transcript as partial. Gene Ontology annotation, molecular function: sugar transmembrane transporter activity.
CUCUGCGUCAUCUUCGGCUCCAUCAUGUACGCCUCCCCGCUCACCAUCAUGGGUAAAGUGAUCAGGACCAAGAGUGUGGAGUACAUGCCAUUCUUCCUGUCACUGGUAAACUUCCUCAACGGUCUCUGCUGGACGGGCUAUGCGCUAAUCAAGUUUGACAUCUACAUCACGAUCCCCAAUGCCCUCGGUACAAUCUUCGGCCUCAUCCAGCUGAUCCUUUACGGGUACUACUACAGAUCUACCCCCAAGAAGGGCAAGAAUGUCGAGCUGCCCACCGUCCUCACCAAAAACGCCGUUACCAGCGGCAACGUCUCCGUCACCAUAGAGAAAUAAGCUUUGCUUCCUUUUUAGCCCUAAAGAUUUUGAGUAGUUAAUACCGGAUGAUACUUCAACAGGUCUGAUGUUAAUUAGUUGUACUUUUUGUUAGCUAGUAGAGUCUGAGAUUGCCUUUAAUUUUGUGAACCAUUGUCGUCUGUCCGAGACUACAGUGCAAACUGCAAGUGUAUAUUAAUACCAAUGCAGCUGAGUUAUCCCAGAGAUAUAUUAUGAAAA